CUGUCAACUUGGCGUAACUAUAACCAAGAGAUAAAGUUACAAAUUAAGCUAUGGAGAAAUUAUCAAAACCACAAAUAAUUUGUCAUAUUGAAAAAUCCGUCGAUUAUUCUUUAUUUGACACCAAAUGGAUUCCGUGUAGUGCAAAGUUUGUGGUUAUGGGCUCUCGACCUCGUGGUACCGGCAUUAUACAAAUUUAUGAAGUAUCAAGUGGUGAAUUAAAACAUAUUAAGGAUAUUGAACGCUCAAAUCCAGUUAAAUGUGGAACGUUUAACGCUUCGAGUUUACGAGACAGACACUUAGCAGUUGGUGAUUUCAAGGGUAAACUUAAUAUAUACAAUCUCGAAGAUCCUUCAAUACCGCUUUAUACGGCUAAUGCUCACGAGGAUAUUAUAAAUGCUGUUUCUGGCGUAGCUGGUCACAGCAUUGGUUGCGGAGCACCUGAGUUAGUAACAGGAUCACGCGAUGGUAGCGUUAAAGUAUGGGAUCCAAGACAAAAAAGUCGACCGGUAGCUGUAAUGGAACCUAAAGAAGGAGAGAGUCGUAGAGAUUGUUGGACAGUUGCCUUCGGUAAUUCUUACAACUCUGAAGAAAGAACUGUUGCAGCUGGUUAUGACAACGGAGAUAUCAAAAUGUUUGAUUUAAAAGCUAUGUCUCUUAGAUGGGAGAGUAAUCUCAAGAAUGGUGUUUGCGGCAUUGAAUAUGAUAGGAAGGAUAUUCCUAUGAACAAAUUAGUCGCAACUACUCUUGAGGCUAAAUUUUAUUUAUUCGAUUUAAAAACGCAGCAUCCAAAGAAAGGUUAUGCUUAUCUAGUAGAAAAGGCACACAAAUCAACGAUAUGGAUGGUCAAGCAUUUACCACAAAAUCGAGAAAUAUUUGCAACCGGUGGUGGAGAUGGUUCUCUCUGUCUUUGGAAAUAUAAUUAUCCAGAGAAACGAAAGCAGGUUGAUGCGGAUGGUAUAGAGCAAGGUGUUAUUGGAAGUGUAAAUCUACUUCAAAAUAAUUCUCUUUCAACUCAACCAAUUAGUGCCUUAGAUUGGAGUCCAGAUAAACAAGGAUUAGCUGUUUGUACAUCGUUUGAUCAAUGUUUACGAGUUAUUAUAACAACUAAACUUAACCUCGUAUGAAAGAAAUACAAAAGUUCAACAUAAACAAGUUUGCAAGUAAUAAUCAUUAAUAAUAACCAUUAAUGAAAUAUAUUCUGUUAUAACUUUACACUCUUAUGAUCGAAGAAAUUUAAAUUAACUGCUAAAACUAUUAGAUGAGUAAAUAGCGUACGUUCGACGAAUACAUUGGCAAUAUUAUCGAGUGAAAUUAUUAGCUGGCGCUAAUAUCGGUCUAUAAUAACGAUAUCGAUUAUUUUAUCCUUGUUCAAUUUGUUCUCGUAGUAGAGCUCACCGGUAUUACGCAACGCGAUGCCGCGAGUAGAUAAAGCGAAUUAUGUGUCAUUGGGCCAAUCUAUUUAGGAUCGGACCCUUAUUAAGUGACGGCCAUCUUGGCGCAUUGCGUUACAUAAUGAUUAGUUCGUCGGCCAUCUUAGGUUUACAACUUGCUCUUGUAUACAUAUCGUAGUACCGUAGCACAACAUCAACUCAUUUAUCGUCGAGUUACAAGGUCACGAAUAGUACGAGUUUAAUUACAUAAAUUAGUUCUCAUUUCCUUUUCAACUACAAUUUGUCUCAUUACGAUUAAUUUAGUAGAAAAACAAUUGCUGUCGUUUCAUUUGUUCUCCAAAAUAAUGAUUGAUUCGAUUUCGAAAUAGAUUUUCUCUAUUAAGCUAUUGAUAAAAAUACUGACUCACAUCUCUUUAAUCGACAGUUUUACGAUAUUAUUAUUCUUACGUCAUAUAUAUUUCAAUCCUACGAUAUUUUAAAUUGAUCAAAUUUUCUAUAAUGAUUAUUAAAAAAUAAAACAAAGUAUAUGUACACACACAACACACAUAUAUAUAUAUAACGUUUUAUUUAGGUUUUUUAAACAUAAGUUUGUUAAAAAAGAUUUUUCUAAAAUCCGAAAGACCGAUACGGUUGUUAGAUACGUGGCCUGGAACUGUACCAACUCGGUUGACAGAUUGCAAGUAGUGUGCAGAUUUCAAAGUUCUCUCGUCUAAGAACUCGUUACCAAAGAUGACUGCCAUGUUAAGAUGGCAAUGUGUAUAUGGUGGUGCCUGGCACCUAUUUUUGUGGCUCCGGUAGAACGUUUAUUAGUACCGAGCGCUCCCUGGCGUUUAUUGUCGUUGAGGAGCAUGCGUCGUUGACAACGACAACAACACGACGACGACGACGACGACGACGACGCGACGACCAUCAUGAUGAUCACCACCAGGACGAAUUUGGUGAACGUCCAAAAUUUAUACGCAAGCUCGAGAACCGUACACGCUAUCGCCUUCGUUUUCCAAUGCCAUCGUUGCGCAAGGUAAAAAUAUCUUUACUCCGCAUGUUGUUCCAACGAUGAAACGACGUCUACUGUUCUAUGUUUAAGAAUUUAAUGAAAACGUUCAAAUGUACUAUGUUUAAAAGUUAUGCGCGAGAAAACGAAAAAAUUAAUAAAUGAUAAUAUAAAUAUGAAUUUAAUGAACCCUCUAUAACAACGUCAUUGUGUAA
Vespula vulgaris is the source of this 2597-nucleotide messenger RNA. RefSeq names its product dynein axonemal assembly factor 10 (gene Wdr92). Bases 51 to 1124 code for a protein of 357 amino acids. Lineage: Eukaryota; Metazoa; Arthropoda; Insecta; Hymenoptera; Vespidae. The record is from RefSeq and is a predicted model, not a curated record. The transcript has 4 exons. Gene Ontology annotation, molecular function: ubiquitin binding.